AUUCUCAGCUUUUCCUGUAGUUCUCUAUUCAUGUGGUUGCAGAGUCGUCUAACAGUUGAAAAUGGCUGCUUGAAGAAUAACGAUUAAUAUAUCUGCGAAAAUGUAUCCAGUUACGAUGGAAACUCUCGAUACUACUACAUUAUUUACACGGAUUACUACAGGCCCAAGAACAAAUUUAGAAAACUCAGAUUUAAAGAACAAAGCCUUAUUUGCCUGUAUCGAUUACGAUUUCACGAAGAAUUCGUUGUACCACGAGCAUUAUUAUUCAUCUGAUUAUAUUUGUCACACCUGCAAAGACUAUAUUUCUCCACACAGAAAUUUUAGAAGAACACGAAGAAAUAGCUUUCAGACAGACAACUAAUUACAUAAUAUUUAAAUUUCCUGAUAUAACGUCUAAAAUAGAAAAUUUGACAAUGCGUGAUAAUAAUGUACCUGAUCCUUCGCGACACAUCAAUGAUUACCACGAAAAAGAUGAUGAUAAAAUAUAUAAUUCACAAGAAAAUCCAUUUAAACCACGAACAAUUUCGGAAGAAUCCACUGAUUCUGAAGAUAGUUACUAUAUAGUCUUUGAAACUAAAUCAGAUACAAGGAUCAUGGACGAUAUUGACUACAAUGAGACAAGUUGCGAAGAUGAAGAUGGCGAAAACAAUGAGGAGUUAACACAAAAGGUGAAGUUUAAUUUGAUUCCAAUUGUGCAUAUCAUGGUUCAAUGGGAUUAUGCAUACCGAGCAGCCCGUAAAGGCCCAUGGGAAGAAAUGGCACGGGAUAGAGAGAGAUUUAAACGACGUAUAAAUUGCAUUGGGGCUGUUCUUAAUCCAAUUUUAGCAACUCAACACCGCACUCACGUUUGGCAGGAACGAUUCGCUCUUCGGAAAUAGUAGUUCUAUCUUUUUUAUACCGUAAGAUUUACGUUUCGUGUGUCAGUAAAGAGGGAUUAUCUACUCACGUGUAACAUGCAAUUAACAAAAGAAGAGUAAGGAUUAUAAGAAGAAUAAUAGGUUUAUAUAUAUAUAUAUUAACCUCUGUGUGUAAGUAAUAACUGCUGUAAUUACGUAUUAUACAUAAGUAGAUAAUCUUUUUUACUGAAAUAUACAAAAUGUAAACCUGUCUAAAUAUUACUUCUGCUUUGAAAACGUUUUCGUUUUCUUCAUUAAACAACAGUCAUAAGAAACAUGAGCCCUAGAAACGAAUAUAGCUGGUUAGAAGUUUUUAGUAACAAUUUUAAUUAUUAUAUUUUAAUCGUAAUAUAUGUGUGUAUAUACAUAAGAGAGGCCGGGGCUAAUUACACAGGGCAGGUAGGUACAUUUAACACAACUCUAAAAUGACAAACAAUAAUGCCGCAUAGAAAAUAUAAUAUUAUCACAAAAACAUUGUUAUGUUUUAAUAACCAUUUUUAGGUUGCACAGCAUAUUUUCCAUAUAUAUGUCAAUUACAAUAUAUAAUUUUAAUAUAUAUGCUUCGUACCAAUAUACAGUCUGUUUGAUAAGAGUGUGUCCGACGAAACUUUUACCUAUAAACCG
Dinoponera quadriceps is the source of this 1520-nucleotide messenger RNA. It is a transcript of the gene PPP1R15, whose product is annotated as protein phosphatase 1 regulatory subunit 15A. Lineage: Eukaryota; Metazoa; Arthropoda; Insecta; Hymenoptera; Formicidae. Gene Ontology annotation, molecular function: protein phosphatase regulator activity. The coding region runs from base 414 to 878 and encodes 154 amino acids. The transcript has 4 exons. Gene Ontology annotation, biological process: response to endoplasmic reticulum stress. The record is from RefSeq and is a predicted model, not a curated record. Gene Ontology annotation, cellular component: endoplasmic reticulum; protein phosphatase type 1 complex.